Myiozetetes cayanensis is the source of this 2711-nucleotide messenger RNA. RefSeq names its product prolyl 3-hydroxylase family member 4 (inactive) (gene P3H4). Gene Ontology annotation, biological process: collagen fibril organization; peptidyl-lysine hydroxylation. The transcript is spliced from 8 exons. Bases 850 to 1956 code for a protein of 368 amino acids. Gene Ontology annotation, molecular function: collagen binding; protein binding. The record is from RefSeq and is a predicted model, not a curated record. NCBI's taxonomy places the organism in Eukaryota, Metazoa, Chordata, Aves, Passeriformes, Tyrannidae. Gene Ontology annotation, cellular component: endoplasmic reticulum.
UCCUGUGCCUCUAUCCUGCCCCACUCUGAUCUAGCCCCUCCAUCCUUCCCUCUCUUCUCUGCCUCCGGCUGGGCACACCCCUUCCCGUGUCACCCCUUCCCGUGUUUUAACCUGCACCCCUCAUCCUAUACCUCCUCUUCUACACCCACAUCCUGCAUCCCCCCAUCCCGUGCCCCCAUCCUGCACCAUGAGCCUGCACGCCCUGAUCUGCACGCCCUGCACCCCUCUCCCCCUCAUCCUGCGCCCCCUGAACCCUGCUCCCCCCUAUCCUGCACCCUGCUCUCAGGUGCUUUCCCAUCCUGCACCCUCCUUCCUUCACUCCCCAUCUGGCAUCCCACCCUCCCCCAGCUACUCCAUCCUGCUCCUGCACCGUGGCACGUCAGCAUCAUCUGGGACGCAUCAGGCAGGACGUGAGGGGUGCACCCGGGAUUGGGGGCCCCUGUGGUUGUGUCCCCCCGCCCCACCUUGUGUUGCACUGGUCCCCCAAGGUCCCCCUGGCCAGGCAGAGCAUUGCCUGGGGAGGGGGACACAGAGGCUGCCCCCUUUGAGGAGCCCAAGCUGGCAGACCAGUGCCACUGUGACUGUGGUGGGACACGUGUCUGGAUGCUCCCUCAGGGAGAAGGACUUGCUUGGCCCCACAGUGCAGACGUGGAGGGAGGUUACGUGGAGGGAGGUUUUGUGGAGGGAGGUUUUGUAAGGCUUCUCCCCAGGGGUGACUCUGCACUGGCCAGAGUGGCUCUGGCAGGGGGCAGUCCCCUGGUCAGGGUCCCAUCCCUGGCCGCCUGCCCCUGAGGGUGCUGUUUUAGUGCUCACCUGGCAGUGCUGAGGGACAGCCUGUCCCAAUCCUUAAUGCCUUUUCCUCUUGCUGCUCUGGCCCAAACCCACUUCAUGGUCAGAUCGUUCAACCACCAACCCCCACCGCCCCAACAACUCCCUCCCCUGAAGCUGCAACCUGAGAGCCCACAAAGCAGCAGGGGCUGGCCCUGGCUGGUGGCAGUGCCGGAGAAGAGCGGCUGUGUGGAUCAAACCCACACCACGUGGAUCCAUCCUGCACCACGUGGAUCACUCCCAGCUGGAUGUGGGGGCCCAGGAGGGGCUGAGCCGUCCCCGUGCCCACCACAGUCAAAUAAGAUCGAGAAAGCGGUGUCUGCUGCCCACACCUUCCUGCAGAAGAACCCCAAGCACGAGAUGACCUUGAGGUACCUGAACUACUACAAGACGAUGCUGGAUGUGGAUGAAUACCUGGUUGACCUGGAGGCUCAGCCCUACGAGCCGAUAUUCGUGCGCUCGGUGAAGCUGUACAACAACGGGGAUUUCCGGAGCAGCGCAGCCGACAUGGAGCAGGCGCUGGCCGAGUACUACAAGGCGUACGAGGACUGCCUGGCCGGCUGUGAGGGCGCCUACGAGCUGCAGGAGUUCAAGGACUUCUACCCCGCCAUCGCAGACCACUUUGUGAGCGUGCUGCAGUGCAAGGUGGACUGCGAGACCGAGCUCACCCCCAACGUGGGCGGCUACUUCGUGGAGAAGUUUGUGGCCACCAUGUACCACUACCUGCAGUUUGCCUACUACAAGUUGAACGACGUGCAGGACGCGGUGCGCAGCGUCUCCAGCUACAUGCUCUUCGACCCGGGCGACACCGUGAUGCAGCAGAACCUGGUCUACUACCGCUUCCACCGCGAGCGCUGGCGCCUGCGGGAGGAGGACUUCGAGCCGCGGCCGGAAGCCGUGCGGUACCACAACCAGACGGCCGCCCAGAAGAAGAUGUUGGAGUUCGCCCGGCAGUUCCUGCAGGCUGAUGACGAGAUGGAGGUGGAUGGUGGUGAAGGACCGGAGGCUCUGGACCUGCCCUCUGACAGCGAGUUCGAGGGCGAAGGAGACUACGAGGAGGGCUUCUUCGCAGAGUGGUGGCAGGAGCCCAAGACCAAAGGGGACAAAGACGACCAAGAGAUCCUGUGAUGAGCCAGGUGGAAGGGCGCCUGGCCCUGACAGAGCUGGACGGUGGUGGCUCUGUGAUGCCAUCCAGGGGACACUGGGCUUCAGGCUCCUGCCAGUCACUGCAUGGACACUCAGGCUCAUGGAGAAGGGCUCAUCCUGCCCAGGGUCCUGCAGCAGGGCUGCCUUUGCUGUCUGGAUGUCUGCUGCCCUGGUACAGCCCAAUUCCUGUCAGUGGAGCAGCCCUGAACCUCCCUGCCUGCCCAGGAGCAUCCCCUGGGCCACCCCUGCCCCCGAUGUCCCCAGGAGCCCUGGCCAACAGCGGUGCCUCACAGCACAGGGAUUUGCUGUAUCCCUCAGCUCCUUCCCUGGAUGUGUGGAUGGUGCAUAGGCAUUGACCCCUGUGUUGUCUGGAGGGGUUUGGGGGCCGCCCCUUGCUCCGGGAGCAAAGCACGAUGCUGCUGGAGCCAGUCCUGCCCCUCCCUGGGGCUCCUGCUCCUGUCCCUCCAGCCUCCCAGGCAAUUUGCCAGUCCCCUGAGCCCGGGUCCCUUUGGAUCCUGGCCCGGUGCUACAGGGGGCUGCUGGUGUGGCACGUCCGGGUGGCACCAUGGGGGCUGUUGGUGCCCGUGCCCUGCUGUGCCUUGAAUUUUUCGCCACACCAGCCCUCUGUAGCCUUAAGCUCUGUUAAUUUAAUAUUUUCCCACUUGGACAGUUGCUCCUUUUUUAAAUAUUUACUGGUGCUGAACUUUUUAAUAAUAAAAUCCGUACCAGUCUUUCCA